ACCUCCAAAAUUUUCCCCCAAAAUUAUUUCCCUCCAACUUUAACCUCUUUCCCUCGUUACUUUCUAAUCUGCCCAUAUUCCUCCCAAAAAAUUGCAAUUGUUUGUUUAAUGCUCUUAUGUCUCUUAUUCACAGUAGCGAAUUUUGUUGAAGGAGGCCAUCAAUUGUCACAGAAGAUUGGAAUUAGAAGAAAUCACAAUUUGGACUUGCAAAAACGACGAUUCAGACAUCUGAUUUCGGUAAUGGACAGAUCAUGGAUGUACCUUGCACCAAGUUCAAGUCAAACUUUUGUUAAUGGGGUGCAAACCUUCUUAAAUUUUGCAUUUGAGAGAGCAUGUGUCAAUGGGGGGUUGAUAAAGUGUCCAUGUACAAAUUGUCUAAAUAUGAAAUAUAAGAGUAGACAAACUGUUCUAGAUCACCUUAUAUGUUCAGGGUUUCGACCUGAAUACUUGAAAUGGGUAUAUCAUGGGGAAGGCACAACAGUUGCAUCAACGAGCACAACCCAUAAUGAGGAAGAACAGAUAUUACACCACGAAAUGCAUGAAAUGUUGGAUGAUAUAUUCGUAACAGAAGGUGGAAAUGGAGUCGAGAUGCAUGAGACUGCGUCAAGUAAUAGUGAGGAGACGAAUACCAGAAGAAGCACAUUUGAUGACCUUGUCAACGAAGCUGAAGAAAAGAGUUUCUAGAGGAUUUGUUACCGGAAGGAAAUUUGGUACCUAAAACAACACAUCAAGUGAAGAAAAUCAUGGCCAACUUGGGAUUAAGAUAUGAAAAAAUCCAUUCAUGUCCUAAUGGUUGCAUGUUGUUCUGGGAUGAUAAAGAGAAAGAUGAAGUUUGUUCUUUUUGUGGAUCUUCUAGAUGGAAAGUUUAUGAAGCUAGUCCAGAAGAUGAAGAGAGUCCUCCCAAGAAGAAGGCUUCAAAAAUAUUAAGGUGGUUUCCUUUAAAGCCUAGACUUCAAAGACUGUUUAUGUCAUCAAAGACAUCUAAUCUUAUGAAGUGGCAUCAUAUAGAACGUGUGAGAGAUGGAAAAUUGCGACAUCCAGCAGAUGCCCUAGUUUGGAAAGAUUUUGAUGAAAAGUUUCCUGAAUUUGCUAGUGAUCCCCGUAAUGUUCGUCUAGCUCUUUCAAGUGAUGGCUUCAACCCAUUUAGGAUGAAUGUGCCACAUAGUAUUUGGCCAGUUUUUCUGAUUCCUUACAUUUGCCACCAUGGUUAGUUAUGAAGCAACCAAAUUUUAUUCUUUCUUUAAUCAUCCCAGGUCCUAAAGGUCCAGGAAACAAGAUAGAUGUGUAUAUGCAACCUUUGAUAAAAGAAUUGAAGGAAUUAUGGGAGGAUGGAGUUUCUACAAUUGAUGCCUCAACGAAACAAUACUUCUAGUUGAAGGCAUCUAUUAUUUCUACUGUGACAACCCGGAACUUGAAAGGUAAUUAUUGAAGGAACUUGGGAACUUGCCGUCUGAUGCUGCUGGAGUGGUUAUGGUCAUGAUAAACAAUUAUUUUGAUUUGGUUUUGAUACAUUUACACACUUAUACAUUUAUGCUUCCGCUCAGUACUUGGGUUUUGGUUUAACUUUUCAAACGAUACAUUCUUUCAAUUGGGUAUUUUAGUACAUUAUAACUUAUGUUUGACAUGAUUGGUGGCUCUUUGUUGAAUCGUUACACCUCCAUUAGGGACACGCCCUAGGUGGUAAUUGGGGGUGUGACAUCUACCAUAUCCGACUUUCCAGGCUAUGCCAAUCUGUCCGGGUGGAGCACUAAGGGAGCACUUGCAUGUCCUGUAUGUGGUUUUGAUACUGAUUCCAAUUGGCUUAGUCACGGUAGAAAGUGGUGUUACAUGUGUCAUCGAAGGUGGCUUCCAUCUGACCAUCGUUGGCGUUCAGACACAAGAUCCUUUGUUGGACACCAUGAAUUCAGAGCUGCUCCUGUUUCUUCUUCUGGAGAGGAGAUUCUACAACAACUAGACAACACAGAAUUUCUUGUCGACAAUGAUGUUCAUGGUCCAUGGAAGAAGAAAAGUAUUUUUUUUAUGUUGCCAUAUUGGGAGCAUUUGUUGUUGCGCCACAAUCUUGAUGUUAUGCACAUUGAAAAGAAUGUUUGUGACAACAUAGUGGGGACUAUAUUGGGACAAGAAGGAAAGUCAAAAGAUAACUAUAAAACAAAACUUGACUUACAACAAAUGGGUAUAAGAAAGGAACUGCAUCCAAAGAAGCGGCCUAGAAGUAAUAUCACUUUCAUGCCAAAAGCUUGCUAUCAAAUGACUCGGGGUGAAAAGACUCAAUUUUUAAAAAUCCUCAAGUCAAUCAAACCUCCCGAUGAAUUUUCAUCUAAUAUCUCUCGAUGUGUACAGUUAAAUGAGCGCAAAUUAAUUGGGAUGAAAAGUUAUGAUUGUCACUUGUUGAUGCAAGAAUUUUUGCCGAUUGCAUUACGUGGAACUUUACCGGACCAUAGAAGAUAUUUCCUCCAUCAUUCUUUACUGUAAUGGUGCACUUGGUGAUCCAUUUAACGAGAGAGGUUAGGCUUGGAGGUCCUGUUGCAUUUCGGUGGAUGUACCCUAUUGAAAGGUAAAUACCAUUUCUAUAUAUCUUAUGCAUUACUUGUAACUAUGACAUGAACAGGGACCUUUUGAAACUCAAGUCUUACGUACAUAAUAGAGCUCAUCCGGAAGGAUCAGUUGCUGAAGGUUAUUUAGCUGAGGAAAGUAUAACAUUUUGCUCCAGAUAUCUAUCAAAAGUAGAAACCGUCUUCACUAGAGCAGUUAGGAAUGAUGAUGAGGGUCACCAAAAUCACAUUGAAGAAUCCAACAAUCAUUGCCCGGGUCGUGCCAUAGGUCAUAAAUUGCAUUCGGGAGUAUCUAUUCGCAAAAGAAGGAGAUCUUCAAAGUCAGACAUUGAUGAGAAGUCUCUCACUCAGGCACAUCGUUACGUAUUGUUCAAUGUUGAGUCUGUUACACCUUUUCGAGAGGGAUAUAGAAGUAGAUGAUGUUGAUCAACAUGAGAUACAGAUGGCAGAUCAUGACUAUUCUAAUGAUGAAGACAGUAUUCAUGAACAAAUACAAGGCCUUGAAAAACAAAAGGCAACAAGUUCUAAUGUAAAAGGUAAUAGUAUAAGUAGGCGUAAGAGGCUACAUAUCACAUCUACCAUCUCAACUGAGCGUGUUGAAGACCAUGUUGACGACGACCAAGUUGAAGACCACCAAGUUUUUGAAACUCAAGGUCAUCAAGCUAGUGAAAUACAAGGUGCUCCUAAAAGGGUUCGAGGCUAUACAACAAAAGCUGAAAUUUGGAAGAUGGAUAGUACAAAAAGAAUAGCUGUCACAUUCAACAAGUCUGGAAAGCCUGUUGGGGCUGAAGCUAAUGAACUUGCUCAAUUCCUUGGGACGCUCGCAAGGAUGGCUGAUCAUGUAUCCAUAGAAUAUUCUGACUGGAGGAAAGUUCCAAUACAAAAAAAAGAGGACAUGUAUUCACUCGUUAAGAGUACAUGCGAUGUUAAAAGAAUGAGCCGCUCAAAGAUGAAGGAGCCUCAUGUUAGUGGGACAAAGUCGUUUGCUAGACUUGCUCAUGAAAUGGCAACGAAGAAUAAUGGUAUACAUCCAACACGAGGAGAAAUGUAUAUAAAAACUCGCACUCGUAAAGAUGGAAGCAUUGUUGAUGAUAAUGCUACUCAAGUUGUGGCUUCAUUAAAAAAAAUUACAAAUGACUCUACAACCACACCCGAGGAUCCAACUGAUUUUACAAACGAUGACUACUCAAAAGUUAAAGGCCCGGAGAAAAGAGGAUAUGUUCGAUUAGUUGGAAGGAUGCCAGCCGCAAAAAGUAACACGACAUAUUCACAAACUAAUGAUCAGCUAAAGAGUGUUAUCCAAACUAAUGAUCAACUAAAGAGUGUUGUCAAUGCUAUGGCUAUCAUUAUCCAAGAACAUAUCCCCAAUGCAAAUUUAUCUUCGGUUCUUAGCAGUAUAAACAUGCAGGUCCCUGGUACUGGGUCUUUGGUCCAUAACAACUCUUUAUCAUCUUCAAGAAGUCAAUAUGAUAAUGGGCAAGAAAGUCGUUCGGACAAUUGAUCUUAAAGUUUUGUUCACAUUGCAAUUAAGGGUAGAUAUCAUGAGAAGCUUUGGAGCUAAGUUUUAUGAUACUGGAAUUUUCACCCGGAAGAACGUUUAGACUUCUUGUUUAAAUAAUUGGAAUUUGGAAUAUGUUAAUUAUUCAGGAUGUUUUCCUAACAUUUGAAAUAUGUUUUGGAUCGAAUUUAUUAUUGAAGU
Molecule: messenger RNA, 4251 nt
Organism: Helianthus annuus (common sunflower)
Lineage: Eukaryota; Viridiplantae; Streptophyta; Magnoliopsida; Asterales; Asteraceae
Exons: 14
Coding region: 2884-4053 (389 amino acids)
Source: RefSeq, a predicted model, not a curated record